AUGCAUAAUGUUGUCCUCCGUGGCGAUGGCAAGAUCGAGCUUGGUGGCCUCUCCGAGUCGGACAGAGCCGAGAUCGACGCCGGUCUCGCCGACGAGACUCUCAUCCCGUACAAGCUCUGGCCAGAGGGGCUGAGCGAUCCCUGGCAAGGCCCAAAGACGGAGUCCAUGGCCUCACGGCUGGUGCUCACCGACGAUCCCGUCGAUGAGGCCUUGUGCACCGAGAUGCUCCCGCCAGACUCGACUGUCUUUAUGGUCGCGCCGUGGGUCGCCGAGAACGCGUGGCACACGCACAACGACAUCAUCAUGCCCAUGUUCUUUAACGUGUGGCUCGCCGACACGCUCUCGUCCGACAAGGCUUCCAACAACGUGCUUUAUGUGUUCAAUCCCGGGCUUGCCCGCGCCGUCAUCCGCGAGCUUCCAACCUUUCUCGAGCGCAUCCUCUUUGGCGGCGGCAUCCGCUCUACGAGCGAGCUCUCGGCAUCGCCCGACGCGCGGAUUUGCAUUCCGCGGCUCCGCUACGGCCGCGGUCCGCUCUUGCUCUACCUCAACGAUGAAGUCUUUCCAGCCCUGCGCGGGAAGCUCGGCUCGCCGGACACCGCUUGGCAGCACUUUUCGCCCGGCGAGAUCACCACCGCGUAUCGGGCUCACGUCUGGCAACAGCUCGGCAUCGAGCCCAAGGCGCCGCUCGACGGCAUGACCGGCAUGGCAGGCAAUGACCAAGUGCUCAACGGGAGUCGCACCAUCCUCGUUCCGCGUCGCAGCUCACGGUCGUUCCGCCUUCCCGACGGCGAGGACGCGUUUGUCGACGCCCUCGCUGCGUAUCCGCACCUGGACGUAGUCUCAGAGACCUUUGCCGGCUCGUUCACCGAUACUAUCACCCGUUUUGCUUCCGUCGACGUAGUGAUGGGCGCGUCGGGCGCCGGACUCAUCCACACGCUGUAUGCACCGCCGCAUGCGGCGCUUGUCGAUCUGCGGCUCUCGGUCGGCUGCCAGCCGUCGUUCCACGCCGAAACCGCCCAUCACGCCUCACUCCGCUACCUCGAGAUUUGGGAGCCUGAAUACGAGCCGUACUCGCUUGAUCAGCUCGCCCGCGACUUGGUCGUUGUUCUCGAGCAAGUCUUUGGCCUCUGGUCGCGCCGCGCCAUGGCAGGCCCAUUCCUCUCUAACGAGGCUGCUGGCCUGCCUGCCUUUCUCGUUGGCGACGGAGAGAGCAAAGCCACAGCGACGAGUCGCUGCCGCCCAUUCCCUGCCGAGUCGGGCAUGGGGCCACGCGCGAUGUGCUGGCACGUGCCGAGCCUAUCGGUCCCAGCCACCUCGCGGGCUUUCAUCACCCUUCCGGCGCCGCACAUCCCACUCACGUGCUUUGGCCGUGACCGCGUCGUGCUGCCGGAUCCGGACGACCGUGACACCCGAUUCCCGCUCGUCGACAUUGCUCCCGGUCGCGACGGGCUCACGCCCCGCCUCUACCCUGCUGUGACCGUUACCGACGAGUCAGCCGCGGCCGGUAGGUAGUCUACAAGAAGUGUUAAUUCGGGAGAAGAGCAAGAGGAAAGAGCAAGCAAAGCGAGGACGAGAGCGCUUAGGCCUCGACCGCCUCGUCCUCAACAUCGUCGGCGCCUUCGUCGUCCGAGUCGUCGGACUUGUACAGCAGAUCCUGGACCUGCUUAAGGAACGGGAUGUCCUCGUCUUCGUGGGCCUCGGCAAGGAUCUCAAUGUCGCGGAGCUUGCCAAGUAAAA
Thecamonas trahens ATCC 50062 is the source of this 1737-nucleotide messenger RNA. RefSeq lists its product as uncharacterized. The transcript has a single exon. Lineage: Eukaryota; Apusomonadida; Apusomonadidae. Gene Ontology annotation, molecular function: glycosyltransferase activity. The record is from RefSeq and is a predicted model, not a curated record. The coding region runs from base 1 to 1512 and encodes 503 amino acids.